CACACCUAACAAUUCAGAUUCUUUUCCUCUGCUUCAAAAUAAAGCUGAAAAUAGUGGGGGGCCUCAAUUUGCAUGGUGCCUUCCUUGCUCUCUUGUCCAACGAAGGAAACUAAUUCAUCAAGUGGCCAGAAAACUAUGUUCCAACUUACUAGAAAAAUAGAGAGAGACCAAUAUUCUUUGCUUGCCUUCAUUCCCUUUCCUGCCUACUGAAUUCGAUUCCAUUUUUAUUGGUCAACAGGAAACUGGUUGCCAAGAAGGACUGGGUAUUCUUUCCUUUUCUUUAUUUCAAAUUUGAGGUAAUGAUUUCCCCCUUCUAGAUAAGCCAAUAACUAGCGAAAGAUAGAAUCGAGAAAUGAGACAAAUAAGAAUUACUCGAGAUAAUUCAAGUACAACUAAAUUAUAAUAAAAAAUUGUUUUACCCUUUGAUGGAUAGUAAUGUUUAAACCUUCGUCCCGUUGGUCAUUAGUUACCAGUAGGACUGCAAAUAAGUCAAGCUGCUUGCGAGCAACUCGGCGUUCGAAUUGAAAAAAACUCGUUCGACACUCGACUCGUUAUUUAACAAGCUGGCUCGCGUGCCGACUCGUUAGUAAACGAGACAAAUUAUCAACUUGACAAAUUUUCCUUGUAACGAAUACUAUACACUUUUGACGAGUACUCAGCUUGAUAAGCUCGUGACAUACUCAGCUUGAUAAGGUCAACUCGUGACAUACUAAUUUUCCUUGUAACGAGCUUAUCAAGUUGAGUAUGGUCUCGAAAGUGACAUACUAUUUUCCUUGUCACGAUUAAGUAUGGCUUAUGUGUUGUCUUAUGUGUCUCUAUGAUUAUCAACUUACUAUUUUUCUUAUGUUGGACGAGUUUGUUGAACACAUGUUUACGUAAUUAUGUUUAUAAUAAUCGACAUUAAUUUCUUUUUAGACUGAUAUAUAGUGAGCAUUCAAUGAACUAUAAUUCACGAGUUGAACCUCAACUUCCACUAUGCAAACAAUCUUAACAAGCAAACAUCUCUAUUGUUGGCCUAUUGAAGCUUGACUUAGAGGAGAUAUGAAGGCUCUAUUUUGGCGGAUGGGUGCAUCAAGAAGUUUGUCGAAUGACGACUUCCUUUGCGUUUUUUCGUUUAUUUAUGGUUCUAGGCAUACUAACAGAGCUGCCCAUUUAGUGGCAAAAAUGGCCCUUGCAUCGGUAGCUCAACACUAGGUUGACUACCGCCUUUAAUUUUCAAGAAUUGUAACACCCUAUCUAUUUACGAUCUAUCUAUGACAAAAUAAAACAUCUCUUUCAAAAAAUGAGUGCGUUCCCCGCCAUAUACAAGUCUACCCCAAAUAAAAGCUAGUAGUUAUCGACACAUUCUGCAGUUCAAGCAUCAAAUCCACAUUUUUUUUUAAAUGCAUCAGUUAGUUAUCCGUCUCUUUUUCCACUUUUCUGCACCCUAGCUACUUUACCCCAGCAGCAACCCCAUUACUUACAGACUAAGAAGAAGAAGAAUAAUAUAACAAAUCAAUCAAACAAAUCCUUUCCACAACCAUCAAGAUGUUAAUAUAUCAAAGCAUCUCCCUUUCCCCACCAUACUACACAUCAAAAGCAAAAAAAAAAAAAAAAGAUACAUGCAUACACAGUUACACACCACUCAUCUUAUCAUCACCAAAAAAGCUACCCACAAAGAUCAGUGGCAGACGAAAGAAAGGAAAAGCUCCACCCUCACAUUUCCAACACACAAUUAUAUAGCAGUAUAGCAACUAGCCAAAACCAAAAGCAAGUAGAGAAAGAAAGAAAGAAAAAAAAAACAAUGUACAGGUUGAGCAACACGCUGAUCGGGUGCCUGAACCUGGCAGCACUCUUGGCCUCGAUCCCGAUCAUCGGCGCGGGGCUGUGGAUGGCUCGGAACAGCACGAGCUGCGAGAGGUUCCUCCAGACGCCGCUCCUGGUGCUGGGGUUCAUCGUGCUGGUGAUCUCGCUGGCCGGGUUCAUCGGGGCGUGCUUCCACGUCGCCUGGGCGCUGUGGGUGUACUUGGUGGUCAUGCUCUUCAUCAUCGCCGCGCUCAUGGGUCUGACGGUGUUCGGGUUCGUGGUGACGAGCCAGGGCGGCGGGGCCGGGGUGCCCGGGAGGGCGUACAGGGAGUAUCGGCUGCAGGAUUACUCGCCCUGGCUCAGGAAGAGGGUUCAGGACCCUGAUUACUGGAGGGCUGUGAGAGGGUGCAUUUUGGGCUCCAAGACUUGCGCUACGCUUGCUGCUUGGACGCCUCUCGAUUAUGCUCAGCGUGACAUGUCCCCUGUCCAGUCGGGGUGCUGCAAGCCGCCGACGGCGUGCGACUACAACAUGGCGACGACGGUGGCGCAGGAGCAGGACUGCUACAAGUGGAACAACGCGGCGGAGUUGCUGUGCUACGAGUGCGAGUCGUGCAAGGCCGGGGUGCUGGAGGAGAUAAGGAGGGACUGGCACAAGAUGUCGGUGCUGAACGUGGUGGUGCUGGUGGCGCUCAUCGCCCUCUACUGCGUCGGCUGCUGCGCCUUCCGCAACACCCAGCGGGCCGAAUCCGAUUACCCUUACGGCGUCAACCGCAUGAGCAAGAUCCGACCCCGCUGGGAUUACUACUGGUGGAGAUGGUGGCGCGACAGACGAGAACAGCUUUAUUAAAGAAGGGAAUUAAAGCUAUAUUAAGAAUCAGGGAAGCUGGCUCAGCAGUGAGAAGACAAGGCAAAAGCAAAGCGCCUUGUUUUGGUGGUGGUUUCAUCAUUAUAUUAGUUGGGGGCGAUCGCCAUUGUUAUGAUCACCUUAUUUCACAGUCUCUCUCUCUCUCUCUCUCGUUCUUCAUCAAGUCUUGAACUAUCUUUCUGUCUGUACAAAAGAAUGAUUAGAGUCUAACUAGCUAGCUAAGUGGCUUCUUUCUUGGCCGUCAAUGAUUCAUUAGUCUAGUAUUUAUGCAUGCAUAUGGAUCAUAAGCACAUAACAACAAUCUGUCAGACUUGAAUACUGAUUCAACCCGAACUUAAUAAGGGUGAAAUUGUUGUCAAAUCCAACCAUGACCCUGUCACUACCCAAAAAAAAAAAAAAAAAAAACUCUGGUCCUAUAGGGUCAAACAUCCAACUUGACCCGGACUAGCUCUAUUCUUCUUUGACCCUGUCUGACCAGUACAGGUAGGGUCCGAUUAUUGGGCCGGAUCACAUCAAUAAAAUUUUACAAAUAUGUUCAAUGUGUUGAUAUGAGAAAUUUCAUAUAAAAAAUUAUUGUUAUGGGUCAUAGGGCCAAAUAAUAAUCCAGCCACAAAUUGAACCGACCCUUGUUGGGCUAAAAGAUUACCCGACACUGACCUAACUUGAACCUCAGAGAUCUAACCAGACCGAACCAGUGGGUAUCUAGAGACUAGAGCCAUUCUUAUAGCUCUAGAACAUACCAUCUAUAUUCAGUUCAAUUAGUAUACCAACAAUGAUUCUUGCUUUAUUCCUUCGCCGAGUUAACAAGAAAAAAUUAUAUAAAAUACCUUCUAAUAUAUAGGACCUCGUCGGAUCUGUUUUGUCAGCUCCAUAUAUAAAGCGAGGCCAUAAGAAAAGAUUAAUGUACAUAAAUUAAUGCGCCUCUUAUACCGAUUCCACGCAAAUCUGUAGAGAUUAUAUUCUGCAAUCGGCUAAUUUGGUUAUAUGUGCCUCGUCUUCUUUUGUAAGGACGAAAUUGGUCAUAUUGUAGCGUUUGGGUCAUUAGGGGUUUGGCUGGAUUUUCAAAUUCCUACGAAUCAUUCAUUUGACCAAGAUUAGGGAGAAGAAGAUCGAGAGAAAAAAAAAUAAUGGGGUUUGCUUACCUAGUUAGUUUCCCCUUUAAUGGCGGAAAGUCUUCUUUGUUCUCUUAUUAUAUUGAAUCCAGAAGCAAGAAAACGCCUCCCCUGGAUUGUUCUUGCAACCUAACUCUUCAGGCUUUCAGCCUCCAGCUUUCAUAAUAAUUGGGAAUUGGUACAUUUGAGACCCAUAAAUGUACCAAAUUAGGUGCAAGUUUAUUUCAUAUAAGAGUUUACCCUACUUCCUCAACUCUCAGGCAUAAGGCAUUAGUGUGAUUUGAUGCCAGGGAAAAAAAAAGUAAUGUCUAUUUUUUACCAAAAUUUUUUUCAGUUUUUUUAUUAAUAUUAUUCAAACCUAUUAAAAUGUUAUUAAUUAGCCAAAUCUUUUGUAAUGCAUCAAAAUAAUAAUAUUAGCCAUUUUUACGUCAUCAUCAAUAAUUUUAUAACUCUUUUCUUAGUUAAAAUACUAGAAUUUUGGAAUGUUGACCUUCAUGUGUUUCUUCCAAGUCAGUAUCAUGUUGUCAAGUCAAUAUUACUAACAAAAUUGUUAACCGAAAGUUAAAAUUUGGCUAAUUUUUAAUGGAAUGUUGUAUGCAUAUUCAAUGCCCUGACUCGAGACAAGUGAUAUCAUUAAGUACAUCGACUCUUAUACUUCAGUGAUGUCCAAAACAUUUUUUAACCCAAUUCUACCGGUUGAUAAACCUAGGUCGGAUUGCCCCAUAACUCUUCUGUGAUUCAAUAUAAUUAAGGAACCAAG
Molecule: messenger RNA, 4522 nt
Organism: Linum trigynum
Lineage: Eukaryota; Viridiplantae; Streptophyta; Magnoliopsida; Malpighiales; Linaceae
Source: the annotation of a GenBank genome assembly